CACACUGACAGUAAGAAAGCCAUCGCCAUCUGCGCGCAUUCAACAUAGCCUACAUUUACGUUUGUAUUACUUCUUAAAAUAACUUUUUGGGGCUCUCAUAAGCUUACAAUUAUGUUUUGAUUCUUGCUUGAACAGUCGCUAAGAUUAUUUGGUUGUGAUAGUUGCAAAAUUGCUAUUUUGGAUGCAGCAGUUGUUAGCUAGAAUGCUAACGCUCAUUGAUAUUGGCUAUAGCAAAAGCCAUUUUACUGGUUGAAGGUGAAGUGUUUUUUAAAAGUAUAAUGCAGGUGAUUUGCGAUGACACAAGCAUUAUUAUUAAGCAGGACAUUCAUACAAGGUUUAAAAUCCAAUUAUAAUCCAAAAGUAGUAUGAAAUGCACUCAUAAGCAACAUGUAAAUAUAGGCUUUUUCCCCCAUGUUCUAUAAGAACUUGAUCCCCUUGAUCUGCCACUAACUUUCGCGUAUCGCCAUCGCGAGGCAAUGUUUGCAAACACAGAAACCUGUCCAUAGACACCUUUCCAGUGACAUCAUAUCAUACUAUCCUCUCUCAGCCAGCGCUCCAACCAGCAGCCGAGGAUUGGCCAAUGGCCAGAUAGCGUGAGCUCUGCUCACCGAUGUGCUGUUCCUGAUUGGACGGUUCAGAUACAGAGAGGGCGGGACACCAAACCUGCGAACCCGAAGUUCCUACCUAUCUCAUUAUCAUAUAAUAUUUAGCAUCCUCUGAAACCAUCUGAAAUGUCUGGUGGAAUAAUUGUAAUGGUUUUGAAUACUUUUCUUUUUGAUUAACGAAUAUAUUUGAAAUAUUACGAGGCCUACGAUCUGCUAAAGCAACUGAAAUAGGAUGCUCAAUUGUCUACGCCAGUAGAUGGAAUAUUUGCUAUUUUUGAAACAACUGUUGAACUGUGAUAAUAUUUUAUUGCGUACUUUAUUCUAUUCCAUGAUCUCGGCUACUUUUUGUUUUUGCAAUUUAGUUUCAGGUUAUAGGUUAGGAAACAUUCUGAGCAGUGUUAAUUUAUUGAAUGAGUUAGCCUAAUUCAUUUCAAGUAGCCUAGUUUAAUAAUAGAAUAAAGAUGUGGACUUUUCUUGGAAUUGCAAGUUUCACCUACAUUUAUAAGAAAUGCGACGCAGUUUUGGAGUAUGCUCACAAAGAGAUAAUCCUGGCGGCUGUAGUGUUCUUGGCAGUGGGUAUGCUGCUAUCCUAUGUCAGGUACCACGGACAUACAUGCAAGGUACCCCAAAUUCUACAAUUACCGCUGGAACUUUUAUUAUCCCUACCGGUCAUCAAUACAUUUAUACCGAAACCCUCAGCUGUCAGGCACAGGAGUGGAGAGAGCGCGUCAACGAAGGGAGGUGUCAGGAGGAAAAGAGUGUGUUCCUCAGCCAUGGAGAGCCCCCCAGCAGCAGGGGACUCUCCUGCAUCUCAGGAGCCGGAUGUGAUCAUAGUAGGAGCGGGAGUCCUGGGGUCGGCCAUGGCUGUAGUGCUGGCCCGGGACGGCCGGAGGGUCACUGUGAUAGAGAGGGACCUGAAGGAGCCUGACAGGAUAGUGGGAGAGCUGCUGCAGCCUGGUGGAUACAGGGCUCUGCGAGAACUGGGAAUGGAGGAUUCAGUGGAGGGGCUGGAUGCCCACGUGGUGAACGGCUAUGUGAUUCAUGACAUCGAGAGCAGCACAGAGGUGGAGAUCCCAUAUCCCCAGGCAGACAGCACUAUCCAGUGUGGCAGGGCCUUUCACCACGGACGCUUUAUCAUGGGCCUGCGCAGAGCCGCCCUCGCUGAACCAAAUGUUACGCUCAUAGAAGGCACCGUGUCCAGCCUGGAAGAAGAUGAUGGCUGUGUGACAGGAGUGCAGUACAGGGACAAGGAGACAGGAGACACAAAGGAGGUCCAUGCAGCAGUAACUGUAGUAGCUGACGGCUGUUUCUCAAAGUUCAGGAAGAGCCUGGUAGCUGGGAAGGCCCAGACCUCCUCUCACUUUGUUGGAUGUAUCAUGAAGAACUCUCCCCAGUUCAAGCCCCACCAUGCUGAGCUGGUCCUGGCUAACCCCAGCCCUGUCCUCAUCUACCAGAUCUCCUCCUCAGACACCAGGGUGCUGGUGGACAUCAGGGGAGAGAUGCCCAGGAACCUCACUGAGUACAUGGCUGAGAAAAUACACCCACAACUACCAGAACACCUAAAGGAGCCGUUCAUGGUGGCUCUGCAGAACGACCGGCUGAGGUCUAUGCCAGCAAGCUUCCUGCCUCCGUCCCCAGUCAACAAGCCAGGUGUGCUCCUGCUGGGUGACGCCUACAACAUGAGACACCCUCUGACCGGAGGAGGGAUGAGUGUGGCCCUCAACGACGUCCUGAUCUGGAGGAGCCUGAUGAAGAACAUCCCUGACCUGUACGACAACACAGCCAUGCUCCAGGCAAAGAAAAAAUUCCACUGGGAACGCAAGUCAUCACAUUCCUUUGUAGUGAAUGUGUUGGCUCAAGCCCUGUACGAGUUGUUUGCUGCAACAGACAAGUCUCUGCACCAGCUGAGAAAGGCAUGCUUCCUUUACUUCAAGCUGGGUGGGGAGUGUGUCAACGGUCCCAUUGGUCUUCUCUCAGUGUUGACGCCCCAUCCGAUGACUCUGAUUGGACACUUCUUUGCCGUGGCCUUGUACGCCAUCUACUACAACUUCAAGUCUGAGUCGUGGUUCACCAAACCCCGAGCCUUAUUCACGAGUGGAGCUAUCCUGUACCGCGCCUGUACCGUCAUGUUUCCCCUCAUCUACUCUGAGUUCAAGUACCUGGUGUACUGAGCAGUGAUCUAAUCUGAGCCCUAAACCCAGUGGAACGCACACCAGCCUUAGACAACAGGGUCAUAUUCAUUAGUGCACAAACGUAGCAAAACAUUUUGCAAUGGAAUACGAAGAUGUUCAGGUUGUCUCCUACACUGUUUCUGCCUGUUUUCUUCCAUUUAGGUUCUAGUGAAUACAUUUACUGAGCAGUGCCAUCACUGACCCCUGGUGGAGAACACACACACACACACACCACCAGCCUUAUGGUGACAUGACAUACAAACAGUACAGUGACCUAAAGAUACACUAAGAAAGUGUAGUUAACUGUCAAGUCAAUUUGGCUGUAUGUAUGAUUUAUAUGAAACCACUUAGUUUUAGGCCAACAAUUAUGCUUUUUUGUUGGGUGUGGGGAGGCAUGCCACUUUCUGUCCAAUGAUGUAAUUUCUGGACAAUGUUUCUGUCCAUUUACGCCAGGGAUCCCUUUUGUCUCAAGCACACCCCUAGAGGCAAAAGUUCUGUAUAGCCUCUUUAAUAUUACACCAUCCUAUCAUCACUGUCAACAGGGAUCUUGUACAGGUCUCUAAAGUGACCAUUAUUCAGUGCUGAAGCCUUUGACCUUGAUCAUAUGUCUUUAUCUCUGCCUAAAGGUCUGCCCAAUGACAAGACGUCUUCUGAGGACGAGGUCUAAAUUGACGGUGACAAUUAUUUAGUAAUGCCUUGUAUAUUCAGAAUUUACAUCACAACCAUGCAUUUACGUAGUGUAACAGACAAUGUGUAAGAGGUUUGCGUUAGCAACUCUUAAUUGCAAAUAACCAGCAGGACUGACUACAGGUGUCUGUUUAACCACUUUGCUGCUAAUUGAACAUGAGGACAAAACAUGUCCUUCUUGCUUUGUGUUCUAUCUUCUCUCCAUGCCAAUGGCUCAAAAAACAGUUGGCUGAAAACAGUUGGCUGUUUGUCUACCCUUAUUCCAAACGGUUUCCUUAUUUUGUUCUGAAAAAGCAUGUUCCUUGUGCAUUUGCAAUUAUUUUAACUGUACAUGUACAAUCAAAUGAUUAUGUAUUAAACUGUUUGAUUGGUUCAA
This is a messenger RNA of Oncorhynchus nerka (sockeye salmon), 3839 nucleotides long. Its product is annotated as squalene monooxygenase-like. Gene Ontology annotation, cellular component: endoplasmic reticulum; membrane. NCBI's taxonomy places the organism in Eukaryota, Metazoa, Chordata, Actinopteri, Salmoniformes, Salmonidae. The coding region runs from base 1067 to 2776 and encodes 569 amino acids. Gene Ontology annotation, biological process: sterol biosynthetic process; cholesterol metabolic process. Gene Ontology annotation, molecular function: flavin adenine dinucleotide binding; squalene monooxygenase activity. The transcript is spliced from 11 exons. The record is from RefSeq and is a predicted model, not a curated record.